This is a messenger RNA of Colletotrichum truncatum, 522 nucleotides long. Lineage: Eukaryota; Fungi; Ascomycota; Sordariomycetes; Glomerellales; Glomerellaceae. The record is from RefSeq and is a predicted model, not a curated record.
AUGCCCGCCUCUUCUAACAACUACUCCGAGCCUCUUCAGGGAAAGGUCUACGCCAUUACUGGAGGUGCCAGUGGCAUUGGUCUCGCUACAGGGAAGCUCCUUGCUAGCAAAGGAGCCACUAUCUGUAUUGCAGAUGUUGAUCCAGAGGCUAUGAAGAAAGCUGAAGGUAUUUUCAUCGAAGCUGAUUCUCCAUACAUGAUCUCCAAGGUCGAUGUUUCGAGCCGAGCUGAAGUAGACACAUGGAUCAAGUCCAUCAUUCAAAAGUACGGCCGGCUGGAUGGUGCUGCCAAUGUGGCAGGAGUAAUCGGCAAGUGCCAUGGCAUAAAGGCCUUGGAUGAGCUCGAAGACGAGGAUUGGGACAGAAUUAUCGCCGUAAACCUCACCGGUACAAUGUAUUGCAUGCGCGCGCAGCUACAAAACAUUGUGGAUGGAGGCUCCAUCGUCAAUGUAUCAUCCAUCCACGGCUUGAAAGGUGUUUUGCUAGGCACAGCGCGUAUGACGCGAGCAAACAUGGUGUCAUAG